AAUUAAUGCCCUCCUCAAAACAUUUGGUGACCCCGACGUGAUCGCGUAAAAAAUCGUUUUCGUUAAAAUAAAAGGUGAAAAGUGCUUAUAUAUAGUUCGUAUGCUCACACAAUACAAUUGCAUAUCGUUGCAUCGCUAUUGAACUUUAUCGGUACAUUCGAGUACAUAGCAUCUCUUUAUAUAUUUGUGCACUAGCAUAUAGUUGCAGCCCUUUUAUAUACUUUUCGUGCAAAUUGUGUUUGUGCUGUUGGUUUUGGUGGUCCGAUAGAACCGUUAGCUCGCGGUCAGUGAACGCCAAGCUUGGCUCCGCUAUUCUUUCGUUCUCUAUUCUCUGCGUUUGGUACAGCUGCUUCGGUCGCAAACCCAAGGUGACAUUUGAAUACUCUUUUUGAAAAUAAAAUGGCAGAGAAUGAUUCGGUUACUGCGUGCCCAUCCGGGGCCAAUAGUGAUUUUGACUUUUAUAAAGCCAAAGCGGACUCGGUUUUUCGACAGCUAGUGGCUUUAAAUGACUUUUUCGGUUCAGAAGAGGCGUCUCAUUUUGAUGAGGCCGACCUUCAAGUCAGGCUUGAGCUUAUUGAAAAAAUGCAAGAUAAUUUUGAUAAGUCUCAAACAGCUGUCGAAAGGCUCAAUCUACUAGAGCUGGCUAGUGAUGUGCGUGCAAAAUUUCUAAACAUUUAUUGUGCGGUGAAAUCCAAAAUAUCUCGCGAACUAGCAAAACUCCGCCGAGUGUCAGUGAUAAAUUCGACUGCACUCCCAAAUUUCAACAUCGAGCAGGCUUCAACCUCCAGGGCUGGUGUCCGGGCCACUAGGCUGCCUGAGUUUAAGCUGCCACGAUUUGGAGGCGCUUAUAUGGACUGGCCAGAUUUCUACGCUAUGUACACUACAGUCAUCGGCAACAACGAGGACCUGACCAAUUUGGAAAAAUUCCAGCAUCUACGCUCCUGUUUGGAUGGCCCCGCGUUAGACACAAUUCGCUCGCUGGAGCCAACAGAGGCCAAUUAUGAGAAGGCAGUCGACCUAUUGACUGCUAGGUUUGAUAACAAACUUUUGCAUUUUCAGGGGCACAUACGAUCUAUUUUCAGGCUUUCUAGUGUGGUGAAAGGGUCGGCAAGGAGUUUGCGGCAAUUGAGCGACGGCAUCAACUCUCAUCUGCGAGCCCUUAACACAAUGGCAACCACCCAGGAGAUUGCGGAUGGAAUGCUCAUAUCCCUGGUGUCCUCCAAACUGGAUCAGCAUACCCAGGAGAAGUGGGAAGAGGGAUUGCCUACCAAUAAGCUGCUAAAAUGGACGGAUAUGGCUGCCUUUUUGGAGAAGAGAUGUCGGAUGAUGGAAAACAUUGAAAAUGCUAUGGUAACCCACACACCUAGCAACCAGAAAACCCUAACGAUUUGGAUGUCCUUACACUAGGUCACUUUUUGAUUGGGUCUUCUUCUGCCACAAUCGAGGAGCCCGACAUCACGCACCUCAGCAUCGAUCGGCUGAGCCGCUGGCAACGAGUUUGCCAAAUUCAGCAAAUCAUCUGGCGGAAGUGGAGUACCAGCUACCUCUCGCUUUUACAAGAGCGUGGGAAAUGGCGUGCAUCAAGGCCCAACAUCCUACCGCAUAGCAUUGUGGUGCUCAAGGAGGACAACAUCCCUCCGCUUCAAUGGCGUCUUGGCAGAGUGGAGAGCAUUAUCCAUGGAGCUGACGGUGUGGCCCGU
This is a messenger RNA of Drosophila serrata, 1700 nucleotides long. RefSeq lists its product as uncharacterized. The record is from RefSeq and is a predicted model, not a curated record. NCBI's taxonomy places the organism in Eukaryota, Metazoa, Arthropoda, Insecta, Diptera, Drosophilidae.